AUGCUGAACGGGAGCCGGGAGGGCCUGUUUGAGUUGGGGAGACAGCUGCAGCAGCAGGGGGAAUCGCAGGCGGCAUUGCACUGUUUCCUCAGCUGCCUCCUGGGGCUGACACACGUGCAAAGCUUCCAUUCGCUGCCAAAUUGCCUGCACCAGAUUGCAGAGCUUUUCAUCACUGAAAAGAACUAUGGGAAGGCUCUGCAGUUCAUCCAGGCAGAGAAGAUGUUCUACGAGGUGGCACUGAUCGAACUCACUGCCCUGCAGGGUGGUACAGGCUCCCAAGAGGACAGUCUGCUGGGUUCCACAGGAUGGGUCUCCCAGGAGGAGCUGUCAGAGCAGGCCUCACAGGCCCAGGAUCUUGAGAGGCUUGCCGAACUUUGCAUCAUGAGUAAAAGACCUCAUCUUGCUUUAGAAUACAGCGGCAAGGCCACUAAAAUCCAUCAGCGGGCAUUUGGAAAUGAUCAUCCCAUCACUACGCGGAGUCUUGAGUUACUGGCCACUGUCUACGCUGAGAUCGGCAAAACAGAAUAUUCAGACUCUUUGGGACAGUGUGUGUCAGCUCUGUCCAAGAGGUUUUCCGGCAGUGAACCAUACAGUGAGACCCUAAAUAGCGUCACCAAGAUACAGCAGGACAGAUACAGCGAAGUCCGUCACAGGAAGGAGUCCCAUCAACAACAGGAGCCACCAAAACACAAGGCAACCAGUGGGGAUAAAAUUCCCACUUCCAUCCUGAAGCGGUCCAACGCGGGAAAUGUUCAGUCAAAUCUAACAUACAAAAGGAAAACCGAACGACGCGUUCGCUUCCGAGAGCCGGAAAUUAUCGUGCAUGACAUUCCGUACUAUGACCGUUUAGGAGGUAAGUAA
This is a messenger RNA of Chanos chanos (milkfish), 861 nucleotides long. It is a transcript of the gene c10h14orf180, whose product is annotated as chromosome 10 C14orf180 homolog. The record is from RefSeq and is a predicted model, not a curated record. Gene Ontology annotation, cellular component: transport vesicle; plasma membrane; trans-Golgi network. Gene Ontology annotation, biological process: positive regulation of Golgi to plasma membrane protein transport. Bases 1 to 861 code for a protein of 286 amino acids. Gene Ontology annotation, molecular function: connexin binding. The transcript has 9 exons. NCBI's taxonomy places the organism in Eukaryota, Metazoa, Chordata, Actinopteri, Gonorynchiformes, Chanidae.